AUGGAGGAAACUGUUCAUGACAAAUGGCGGUGGCUGUUAGAUCCCAUUCAUGGUUACUCGGUGAGGGGAGUCUACACCUUUUUGUCAAGCAAUGGCGCUAUGGUGAACAGGUCUAGUGUUGAUGAUGUUUGGCAUAAGCAUAUUCCCUCAAAGGUUUCUUUGUUGGUGUGGCGUUUACUUCGUAACCGAAUUCCAACAAAGGACAACUUAGAGCAACGGGGCGUUCUAACUUCGGCUGACACAUUUUGUGUGUUUGGGUGUGAUACAACAGAGUCAGCGGAGCAUCUUUUUCUUCAUUGUUCAAUGGCUGGUUAUUUGUGGGCUCUUGUAAGCAAUUGGUUAGGUAUUUCUUUCGUAUUUGCUGGUGAACUUCGACAUCACUGUCUCCAGUUCACUAAGAUGGCUGGAAUGCAACUUCUCACUUUUUCUUUCUUCAGGGUUAUUUGGUUUGCCACUAUUUAG
Messenger RNA from Medicago truncatula (barrel medic), 462 nucleotides. RefSeq lists its product as uncharacterized. The transcript has 2 exons. The record is from RefSeq and is a predicted model, not a curated record. Bases 1 to 462 code for a protein of 153 amino acids. Lineage: Eukaryota; Viridiplantae; Streptophyta; Magnoliopsida; Fabales; Fabaceae.